GGAAAGGGGCGGGACCACUUCCGGCUUGAAGGGGGUAGGGCAGUCUCCUAGUUUCGAAGGGGCUUGGAGAGAUUGGACAUCCUCGGGAGUUGUAGGAGGACGAGGCUCAGCUCUUGCCAGGCCAAUUUGAGACAUGUCUGACACAAGUGAAAGUGAUGCGAGUCUAACUCGCUUCCAGGCUAAAGCUUCAGAUAAGGACAGCGACUCUAUGAUGCAGACCCUAUUGACAGUGACCCAGAGCUUGGAGUUCUCAGAGACACCAAAAGCCUCAAAGGCACCAGAAGUCUCAGAGGCUGUGAAGGUCUCAAAAGGCCCAGCAGUUGCAAAGGCCACAAAGGUCUCAAAGGCCCCAGAGGCUCAGGAGGCAACUGCCGCCCAGGCUUUACCCACCACUCAGCUGACUGAUACCCAGGUUCUGGCAGCUGAAACCAAGAAUCCAAUAGCUGACACCAAGACACAGAAUGCUAACCCACGGUCUGUGACAGUGCCUGCCACUGAGACCAAAAAGGUCAGCUGUGUGACUGAUACAAAGGUCAAUACGAAGGCCCCAGAGACUGAGGUUACUGCCUCUCAGUCUCCUAAAGAUGAACCUGAGCCUGAGGGUACAGCUGCCCAGGCUCAGGAAAAUCAGGAUACUCGGCCCAAGGUUAAGGCCAAAAAGGCCCGAAAGGUGAAGCAUCUGGAUGGGGAAGAGGAUGGCAACAGUGAUCAGAGUCAGGCUUCUGGAACCACAGGUGGCCGAAGGGUCUCAAAGGCCCUAAUGGCCUCAAUGGCCCGUAGAGCUUCAAAGGGUCCUAUAGCCUUUUGGGCCCGCAGGGCAUCAAGGACUCGGUUGGCUGCUUGGGCCCGGAGAGCCUUGCUUUCCCUGAGGUCACCUAAAGCCCGUAGGGGCAAGGCUCGCCGUAGAGCUGCCAAGCUCCAGUCAUCCCAAGAGCCAGAAACAUCACCACCUAGAGAUGUGGCCCUUUUACAGGGGAGGGCAAAUGACUUGGUGAAGUAUCUGUUGGCUAAAGACCAGACGAAGAUUCCCAUCAAGCGUGCAGACAUGCUGAAGGACAUCAUCAAAGAAUACACUGAUGUAUACCCUGAAAUCAUCGAACGAGCAGGCUAUUCCUUAGAGAAGGUAUUUGGGAUUCAAUUGAAGGAAAUUGAUAAGAAUGACCACUUGUACAUUCUUCUCAGUACCUUAGAGCCCACUGAUGCAGGCAUACUGGGAACAACCAAGGACUCACCCAAACUAGGUCUCCUCAUGGUGCUCCUUAGCAUCAUCUUCAUGAAUGGAAAUCGGUCCAGUGAGGCUGUCAUCUGGGAGGUGCUGCGCAAGUUGGGGCUCCGCCCUGGGAUACAUCACUCACUCUUUGGAGAUGUGAAGAAGCUCAUUACUGAUGAAUUUGUGAAGCAGAAGUACCUGGAUUAUGCCAGAGUCCCUAAUAGCAACCCCCCUGAGUAUGAGUUCUUCUGGGGCCUGCGUUCCUACUAUGAGACCAGCAAGAUGAAAGUCCUCAAGUUUGCCUGCAAGGUACAAAAGAAGGACCCCAAGGAAUGGGCAGCUCAGUACCGAGAGGCAAUGGAAGCAGAUUUGAAGGCUGCAGCUGAGGCUGCAGCUGAAGCCAAGGCGAGGGCUGAGAUUAGAGCUCAAAUGGGAAUUGGGCUCGGCUCUGAGAAUGCUGCUGGACCUUGCAACUGGGACGAAGCAGAUAUUGGACCCUGGGCCAAAGCCCGGAUCCAGGCAGGAGCUGAAGCUAAAGCUAAAGCCCAGGAUAGUGGUGGUGCCAGCACUGGUGCCAAUACAAGUACCAGUGCCAACGCUAGUGCCAGUGGUGGCUUCAGUGCUGGCACUGGCCUGACUGGCACUCUCACAUUUGGGCUCUUCACUGGCCUUGGUGGAUCUGGUGCCAGUAGCAAUGACAGCUCUGGUGCCUGUGGUUUCUCCUACAAAUGAGAUCUCAGAUAUUGAUAAUCCCAGAAGUCCUUCUCUUCAAGCCAGGGUGCAUCCUCAACCUACUCAACCCAGCACUCUAGGCAGUCACUAACAAUCAAUUGAAAUUGACACUCUGCAUUAAAUCUAUUCACAGUUACUGAA
Molecule: messenger RNA, 2083 nt
Organism: Tupaia belangeri chinensis (Chinese tree shrew)
Lineage: Eukaryota; Metazoa; Chordata; Mammalia; Scandentia; Tupaiidae
Gene: MAGED2
Product: MAGE family member D2
Exons: 13
Coding region: 134-1942 (602 amino acids)
Biological process (GO): negative regulation of transcription by RNA polymerase II
Cellular component (GO): nucleus
Source: RefSeq, a predicted model, not a curated record